GCGAGUUUCCUUGCAGCAGCAUCGGGACUAUUUAGCCGUAGUGUCCAUCAGCCUUGCUUUUGUCAGCAAUCAUAUGCGUAAUAGCCCAUAUCCACUGCUUGGUUCACAGUGGUUUGGCCUGGACGUCAACGUGUAUUUUCUGCGCACAGUCAGAAACUGUCGCUGUGUCGCUCGUCUUGAGGGAAAACGAGCAAUUUGUGGCGCUGCGCGGAUGCAUGAAACGGAGACGGAGAGAAGCCUGGAAUAAUGCGUGAUUAAGGAUAUCCCCGAUUGCUUGCCGUUAUUUUGAGGCUGGACCAGAAAACAAACUGAAGGGAUUGACAAAGACCAUCUUCCAAAAAAGUGAAGGAAUAUCAUGCAUUUGUCACCCAUCAGCAGCUGAAGAAGAUCUCGAUAACCAGAGGCCAUGGAGGACCCCUACAAGGACAGCAUUCCUGUGGACAUGGGGAGCACGCAAGGCGAGAUAUGCUCCACUGGAGGAACCGUAGGAGAGGGCAUUGGUAAAUUAGAGGACGAGGGGAAUACGGUAAUUUCUACCGAGGCAUGGAAUGUUAACUCACCGACCUUGACCAAGAGGUCCCUCUCGCCAAUGUUGGGUGUCCCUGGCACGACGCCUGUUGUAACUCAGACAGCCGACUCGCCAGGAGGGGUCGCUCUCAAAAUGGCCACCACGGUUCUUCAGCCCAUCUGCCUGGGGGACAGUCCAAUGAUGUUGCCCAUCCUGGCAGGCACGGCUGGCCCGCAGGUGGCACAACCUGGCACAGCGCCAUACUUGGUCACCGCCCAAGGUCCCGUCUCCCUGCCUCUGGUGCUGGAGCAGCAGCUCUUCCAGCACCUAACGCCUCAGCUCCUGCAGCAGGCAGGCUGUCCUACCCUCUCCUUACCAAACAACAUCUUGUGCCAGAAUGCCUCGUUGGCACUUGCGCCACCCCCACCAUUGGAUCAGAAAGGAGCAGCUCCCAUGUUGGACCAGAGCUUGCUCACCCUUCUGCAGAACCCCAACUUUGCUGCUAUCCUGCAGGACCUUUUCCCUUCCCAGGCGAACCCUUCGCCCAACUGUCAUUCUGCUGGUUCCCCCCAGCCGGACCCUUUCUCGACUGGAUUCUUUCCACCACCACCCCUUUCCCACCCCUACAGCUCCCCACUAGCUCCCCUGGUGCCUCCACCCACCCUGCUGGUCCCCUAUCCCAUCGUUGUCCCUCUACCAGUGCCUCUUCCUAUCCCAAUUCCCAUCCCUAUCCCCGUCCCGCAGCAGGCAGAGGACUCCAAAGUGGCCCCAGACCCCCCAAAGCCUGUCUGUACUUUGAGCCAGGGUACGCAGACAUCGACAAAAGAUUUUGCCCUUAGCAUGCCAUCGCCUAGUGUUGAGACUGGCCCAUCCAUGCACCUGUCUCCUUUGCCAUCUUGUCUUUCUGUGCCAGAGGGAGAGGUUCUGGACCUGUCGAUCCGGGCACCUCCCGUACAGACAAAACAGGAAGUGCCAUGCCAACAAGACAGUGUCCUUGACCUGUCCAUUGGUGGCGUUAGAAAGACCUGUAUCCAGUCCUGCAGUUCCAACGGGAGCAUGGAAGGUGUGAGAGAUCGUUCCCGUCACUUGGGCGAGGACAUGGGUGCGGGAGCUAUAUCUUUGGGAGUGUUGCGGCCAGUGGAGUGCUCUCCCAAGCUGGACUCAAAGCUCCUCAGUGGCCUAGCGUCCUUAGAGUUUAGCCGGCAGCACAAGUGGGUUGUGGAUAGCGCCGGCAGUAGCUCGAUGGCCGGUACGGUCCACGACGGAGCACUUGGUGCAGGGGGGAACAUAGAGAUUGUCAGCACUUCACAGACAGCCAAGGUCAUUGUGUCCGUCAAGGACGCCAUGCCGGCCAUCUUCUGUGGCAAACUGAAGGGUCUCUCGGGCGUCUCCACCAAAAACUUCUCCAUCAAGCGGGAUGCCGGCCAGGGCGGCUAUGCCGCUUUGCCCAGGACGCCGGGGGACCAGCGGGGCAGCGACUCCAACGACCCACUCAAAAAAAUGUCGAAGAACAGAUCCAUCAAACUGAAAAAGGUCAGCUCCCAGGAGAUCCACAUUCUCCCAAUAAAGAAACAGCGUCUGGCAGCCUUUCUCCCCAGGAAGUGAGCGCAUGGCACCAGUAGGUGCUGAGAGAGGGAGAGCAGUGUAGCAUUUUUGGAUUUCGCAGACACUCGUGACAGCCUUGGAGGGUCCGAACACGAACCAGGCUCUGGGACGCCCUCCAACCUGUCCAAACAAUUCAGGCCAGUCCAAGCAGUCUUUGGUACACAAGACAGGCACUUGACCCUUUUCUGUAUAACGUAAUCAGUUGCAUGAUUAGAGGGGCUGAGUCGACAACACAGAGAAUGCAUCAAAGGCAAAAAGACACCCGGAAAGGGAAGUUGUGACAGCAGCCAAAUGUCACACUGCUGUACGAUUCACUCGAGGUCUCUUCCUGAAGCAUGUGCCUAACAAGCAUUUUCAUUUCGGUCACAUGUAUCCAUGAAUCAUUCAUGAGGCUUAUCCCAGAGUUUAAUCAGACAUUAAUAUUCAUGUGGCUCCGUGCUGAAACUCAGCCAGCUGCCUCGAGCCACCAGCGGUGAAUUCCUCCAACACCCCCAAACACACAACAUCUGAUAUCGCUGUAUCGAGGGAAAAUCCAUAUCACAUGUCUGUUUAAGUCACAGUGAGUGUGUUAUGAUCUAAAUAUCCAUAUAAUUUUACCUUAUGUGGUUUUAUUUUUUAUUGUGCUUAGGAAAUGUGUGUGUGUGUGUGUGUAUGUGUGUGUGUGUGUGUGUGUGUGUGUGUGUGUGUGUGUGUGUGUGUGUGUGUGUGUGUGUGUGUGUGUGUGUGUGUGUGUGUGUGUGUGUGUGUGUGUGUGUGUGUGUGUGUGUGUGUGUGUGUGUUGGGGGAGGGGAGGAUGUGGCCUUUAAACUUCACCCAUGGUGGGAGAUCGCCGUAUUAAUCAGUAGCUCAGUCAACCGGAGCAUCUUCUUUGAUGCAGAGCGGGCUUAGCAUGGCAGGCUAAUAAUGACUUGGCAGAGGCACGGGCCUCACUUUCAUUAACUUUAAUGAACAUCGGAAAUGGCUGUCAGUGGCAACAAAGCACAGUUUUCAUCAUUUCAUCCUGAGGAAGGGAGAGAAAAGAAAAUGUCCUUUCUUUCCUGCCCCCAAGAAUUGAAACAAAAUUAUCUUCAAGGGCAGAUGGCAAAAAAAAAAAAAAAAACACACAAAUGAUGAUUUGAUGAUGUGGGUGGGCACACUCCUCUGGUUUUUGUCAAGUUUUCGACCCUGUUCUUUUUCUGCUAAGUUAUUUUUCAGCAUGAACGAAAGAAUAGACAUUUGAUUGUUAAUUAGGAGCAGUUUCGACAUCACACAUACAGACCUUUUCAAUCUCAGAAAUCACCACAUAAAUUUCAAGCUUUGACACAAGCGUGUCACUUGCAAUUAACAGAUAUCUAGCAUGACAGGAGACAAACUUCUCUGAAAAAGGGGGAACAUAUGUUUUUGUCUAUAAAAGUUAAUAGACCAUAUGUGAAAACAGAAAUACUGAUGGCCCUAACAGCAUUUGCAAAAUGUAUCUGUUAAGUGGAUCAUAAAAGAACAAAACAAAAUUUUGCUUGAUACCCAGUUUUGCAAUAUCCAGCAUCAAAGGUCUGCCACUUGCACAGUUUAACAAUACAUUGUCAUUUUGGGGGGAUUUCCCCAACUCCAUUGUGAUAUGCCCUUUUCAUUACUCACUUAUAGUAUUGUGUGUAUGUGUGUGUGUGUGUGUGUGUGUGUGUGUGUGUGUGUGUGUGUGUGUGUGUGUCACUAUGUGAAUCAAAGAAGAUAGACACUCAAUGGUCGGAGACAAAAUGUCGGGCAUGGUGUCUCCUCCCAUCUCUGAAGUGGUAUUUCAUGCCUCCGUCUGUUUCCUCAUGGUCUUACUGUGUAAUCAUGGCAUCUUAUGAUCUCACGGGCUGAUGAGAGACUGAGUGUGUUUAUGUGAGCGUGUUAACCCAAGGCGGAAAGACGUUUCCAUGGCAGCCCAUGCUGUAAUGAAAACUGACAUGUAAAUGUUGGCUUUUGGAAUAAGGGGGGAGGGAGGUGGGGGGUUCCGAAAACUGGGAAGAACUUCAGAUGUUUUCCUCCAAAGAGUGGUAACUCAAUAUCUGACAUGAAUGGGCGCCUUUAUUUGAUAGAAGUUACAUAAACUUGUGUUGGUGAACUCAGUAAAUUUCAAAAUGGUCUCAUAUUUGGAAUUGAAUUUCAACACACCCGUUUAUUCCCCCUACCAGUUUGUAUCUCAUCUUACACAGUAUACUCUAAAGCUGGUAAACUAUGGGAAAAUGUGAAAUAAAAUAAAUUGAUGUAAGCUUUGGGCUCAUGAUUUCAACUCUACGCCAAAGAAGUAUUGGUUUGGCCUGAGGUGCACUGUCCAUCAUGUACAUAAUAAUGGCUAUAACUGAAAUGACCUACUGUGAAGUAUGGAAGACAAAAAGGCCAGUUGGUGGUCAUGAAUUAUGGACAUAACGUACUAUGCUGAAGUGUCUAUGAAAAAACACCUUUUGCACUGUGGACUUAAUACUGGUGAAUGGAGGGUUUCGUACAGGAUGUUAUUUAUUUCUUUGCUUUGCAGAAAACGUAGGCCUGUUGAUGAUAUCAUGUCUGUACUACCGUGUUGAGUGAAUGAAUAAAUCAGUUUCAGAUUUCUGUGAAACAUCCUGUGAA
Molecule: messenger RNA, 4699 nt
Organism: Sardina pilchardus (European sardine)
Lineage: Eukaryota; Metazoa; Chordata; Actinopteri; Clupeiformes; Clupeidae
Product: retinoic acid-induced protein 2
Exons: 2
Coding region: 407-2113 (568 amino acids)
Biological process (GO): animal organ development
Cellular component (GO): nucleus
Source: RefSeq, a predicted model, not a curated record